ACUUAGCACCAACAUUUACGGCACAUCCUCCAGAUCCUUUCUAUGUUUUGGAAGGUAGCAACAUUACCUCAGUGUGGCAGUACAACCUUGAUGGAUCGCUGGACGAUGUUGUCUUGCAGUUCAUCGGCAGCUCCACCACCCUUACGGUUGUGGACAAAUAUGACAUAAACCGCGACGCAGCGGUUCCAGAAACUGUUUACCAAGGUCGCGUUCAAGAACACAUCAAUGCCACACAUGCAGAAAUUACAAUCUUUGAUUUUCAGAGAUCGGAGAGUGGAGAAUACCAAAUUGAAUUAUUCAACAGUAAUCGCCAGCGUGCAAGCGACAGAGUGACUGUUCAAGUACAGUAUCCACCAGAAUUCACCAGCGUCAGUAAUGAUGUGGUUCUUGUUGAAGGUGAAGGUGACCCCAGUGUUACUUUAGAGUGUACUGAGGAUGGUGAACCAACGCCAAUCGUCACCUGGACCAGAGUAUAUGACAAUGGAGGUGAUGGUGGUGUACUGACAACUGGGAAUCAGUUUGUCCUUGAAAAAAACAGAACUAACAGUGGAACAUAUCACCGUACGGCAUAUAAUGGGAUAGGAACUGCACCAAAUCGCACAAUUAAAGUAGAAGUUAACUAUAUUGUCAAGCCAUUGGUGAAUGAUUCAACUAUCUGUGAAGGUGAUGUCAUUAGUAUCACUUGUCCAGCAGACAGUAGACCUGCAGUGCAUACUUAUCAACUGUUUGAGAAUGGAAUACCAGUUGCUGAUGGAAACAGCUCAGCUGGGGUGUGGAUAGUAAGCAGGGAUUUAAAAGAAGGAAACUUUAGCUACAGAUGUGUGGCUAAUAACACUAUCAGUACAUCUGAGGAGACUGUCAAUAUCACAGCGAAAGUACCCUCUAAAGAUUAUCCUUUGGAGAACAUCACAGUGGUAGAGGGUGAAAACAGGACUUUAACAUGUAAUACUUCUGAAAGUAUGCUGACUGUGACGUGGACAGAAGUUAGCACGAGUAGUCAGUCGAAUGGAAUCAUGCGCGAUCUUACAAACAUCAGCAGGAAUGAUGCUGGUGAAUACAAAUGUGAAGCUAGAAAUGACUGUGGAACUAGCUCUGCUAGCACUUUCCUCACUAUGCUCUAUAAACCAGAGAAUUUCAAGUUCACAGUGAGUAAAUCAACUGUGUGCCAGGGUACUGUGGUGACCUUCAACUGUUCAGCAGAUGGAAAUCCUGCAGUGGAUACCUAUCAGUUGUUUGAGAAUGAUUCACCUGUGAGUGAUGGCAGCAACAGUCUUGGAAUGUGGAGCAGGAAUAUGUCAAGUGGAGGAGUGUCCAUCUACAAAUGCAUGGCAAACAACUCUGCUGGAACAGUAUACAGUAUGAUCUUAACUGUUACUGUAAAUGUACCAUCUUCCAUACAAGUAAUACAAGAUCAGAAUGUGACAGAAGGCAACAAUUUGACUCGGACAUGUAAUGCAUCUGGAAUCCCUUCACCAAGGGUGUCUUGGAUUAAGCCUGAUGGUCAGAGUGAAAAUGGAAGUGUGUUAAAGCUUGUGAACAUCAGAAGGAAUCAAACUGGAGCGUACAGAUGUGAAGCCAGUAACGUUUGCGGCAAUGCAACAGAGAUGGCAACCAUUGAUGUGCAAUUCAAACCUGAGAAAGUGCUACUGACAACAUCUGCAGUGAACAAAAAAGCCUGUCUGGGUGACAUCAUCAACUUUACCUGCUCAGCUGAUGCUAAUCCAACAGUGACAUACCAGCUGUUCAAGAACGAAACUGCCAUUUUAAAAGCAAAUGCCGCAGGAAUGUGGAGCAAGACUUUGGAAAAUGAAGGAGUGUUUUUCUACAAAUGUGUGUCCAAGAACUCUCUAGGAUCAGAAAACAGCAUGAAUGUUGCUGUUACUGUGGACGUUCCUCCUUCAAUUAUCCAAAUAACACAACAUCAGAGUGUAACUGAAGGUGACAAUGUGACUCUUAUGUGUAAUGUAUCUGGAGUGCUCCCACCAAAAGUGUCUUGGAUAACACCUAAUGGUGAACGUGUUAGUAGAAACCCGUUGAAGGUUGAAAACGUUAGCAGGACUCAAGCUGGUGAAUACAAAUGUGAAGUCAGUAAUAAGUGUGGCAAUGCAACAAAUGUGACAAGAAUUGAUGUGCAGCUUCCUUCUUCAAUUAUCCAAAUAACACAACAUCAGAAUGUAACUGAAGGUGACAAUGUGACUCUUAUGUGUAAUGUAUCUGGAGUUCCCCCACCAACGGUGUAUUGGAUGAAACCUAAUGGUGAACGUGUUAGUGGAUACAAGUUGGAGGUUAAAAACAUCAGCAGGAGUGAAGCUGGUAAAUACAAAUGUGAAGCCAGUAAUGAGUUUGGCAAUGCAACAAAGAUGACAAGCGUUGGUGUGCAGUACCCACCAGAGAAUGUGCAAUUUACAUCAUCUGCUAUGGAUAACAAAGCAUGUACGGGUGACAUGAUUAGCUUUAACUGCUCAGCUGAUGCUAAUCCAUCGGUGACAUCAUACCAGCUGUUCGAGAACGGCACUGCUGUCUUAGACGUAAACCGUUUAGGGAUGUGGAAAAGAAACGUGUCAACAAGCGGAGUGUUCAUGUACAAAUGUGUGGCCAACAACUCCUUAGGAUCAGGAGUCAGCUUACAUGUUAUGUUGAAAGUGAAUGUGCCUUCAACUAUCGAAACAAUUCAAGAUCAGAAUUUAGCUGAAGGUGAAACUACAAAUCUGACAUGUGCUGCAUCUGGAAUGCCUCAGCCAAACGUGUUUUGGAUUAAGCCCAAUAAUCAAAGUGUUCCUGGAAAUGUGUUGAAGCUUGUGAACAUUAGCAGGAAUGAAGCUGGUCAAUACAAAUGUGACGCCAGUAAUGAAUGUGGCAAUGCAACAGCGAUGGCAAGCAUUAAUGUGCAUUACACACCACAGAAUGUGCAAUUUACAACAUCUGCCAUGGAUAACAAAGCAUGUACGGGUGACAUGAUUAGCUUUAACUGCUCAGCCGAUGCUAAUCCAGCGGUGACAUCAUACCAGCUGUUUGAGAACGACACUGCUAUCUUAGACGUAACCCGUUUUGGAGUGUGGAAAAGACACGUGUCAACAGGCGAAGUGUUCAUGUACAAAUGUGUGGCCAACAACUCUUUAGGAUCAGGAGUCAGCUCAUAUGUUAUGGUGACAGUGAAUGUGCCUUCAACUAUCGAAACAAUUCAAGAUCAGAAUGUAUCUGAAGGUGAAACUGUAGAUCUGACAUGUGCUGCAUCUGGAAUGCCUCAGCCAAACAUGUCUUGGAUUAAGCCCAAUAAUCAAAGUGUUGCUGGAAAUGUGUUGAAGCUCGAGAACAUUAGCAGGAAUGAAGCUGGUCAAUACAAAUGUGAAGCCAGUAAUGAAUGUGGGAAUGCAACAGCGAUGGCAAGCAUUGAUGUGCAUUAUAAACCAGAUAGUUUCAAGUUCACAGUGAGUAAAUCAACUGUGUGCCAGGGUACUGUGGUGACCUUCAACUGUUCAGCAGAUGGAAAUCCUGCAGUGGAGACCUAUCAGCUGUUGGAGAAUGAUUCACCUGUGAGUGAUGGCAGUAACCAUCUUGGAAUGUGGAGCAGGAACAUGUCAAGUGGAGGAGUGUCCAUUUACAAAUGCAUGGCAAACAACUCUGUAGGAACAGCAUACAGUAUGACCUUAACUGUUACUGUAAAUGUACCUUCUUCCAUACAAGUAAUACAAGAUCAGAAUGUAACAGAAGGCAACAAUUUGACACUGACAUGUAAUGCAUCUGGAAUCCCUUCACCAAUGGUGUCUUGG
Molecule: messenger RNA, 3770 nt
Organism: Stylophora pistillata
Lineage: Eukaryota; Metazoa; Cnidaria; Anthozoa; Scleractinia; Pocilloporidae
Product: hemicentin-1-like
Biological process (GO): cell-cell adhesion
Cellular component (GO): plasma membrane; cell-cell junction
Molecular function (GO): cell adhesion molecule binding
Source: RefSeq, a predicted model, not a curated record